AUGAAAAUCGUUUCAUGGAAUGUGAAUGGGCUGCGGGCGAUCGUGAAGAAGCUGCCAUCGGGGCUGGGCGCCUUCUUCAAGGACAUCGGGGCCGACAUUAUAUGCUUGCAGGAGUCCAAGAUCACAGAGAAGAUGCUGACAGACGAUCUCACCCAGAUUCCCGGCUACGAGGCCUUCUUCGCCACCUGCAAGAUGAAACAGGGCUACUCGGGCGUCUGCACAUACGCACGCGAGGGGAUCACGCUCGAUGCCAAAGAGGGACUUGGCGUAGUCAAGGAGAUGGACGACGAGGGUCGGGUGAUGGUGACGGACCACGGCACCUUCGUGCUGCUCAACAUUUACUUCCCUAACGGUGGGCGCGGCGGCGAUCGGCUCACCUUCAAGAGCGACUUCCAGGACGAGGUGCAGAAGUACUGCUCCGAAUUGAGGAGGCAGGACCGGCAUGUGAUCGUGUUGGGGGAUGUAAAUAUCGCACACACGGAACUCGACAUCUACAAUUCUGACGAUCCCGACAUUAACGAGCACAGCGGGUUCUUGCCAGAGGAGCGCAAGUGGUUGAGCGGUUUCCUCGAGAGUGGGUUCGUCGACACUUUCCGAGAGCGCCACCCCGGCGAAGGCGGGCACUACACCUGGUGGUCCCCGCGCUCGGGUGCGAACUACUCCCUUUCCAGAUGA
Acanthamoeba castellanii str. Neff is the source of this 675-nucleotide messenger RNA. RefSeq names its product exodeoxyribonuclease III, putative. The record is from RefSeq and is a predicted model, not a curated record. The transcript is spliced from 5 exons. Gene Ontology annotation, biological process: base-excision repair. Gene Ontology annotation, cellular component: nucleus. The coding region runs from base 1 to 675 and encodes 224 amino acids. NCBI's taxonomy places the organism in Eukaryota, Discosea, Longamoebia, Acanthamoebidae. Gene Ontology annotation, molecular function: double-stranded DNA 3'-5' DNA exonuclease activity; DNA binding; phosphoric diester hydrolase activity.